Amoebophrya sp. A25 is the source of this 1158-nucleotide messenger RNA. Lineage: Eukaryota; Dinophyceae; Syndiniales; Amoebophryaceae. The record is from the annotation of a GenBank genome assembly.
CUGCAGAGUGAGCUAGUGGCCAGCGUGGGCGAUGACCGUCCACUAAUGCUUUUGGAGGUUAAGCAAAAGCGAAGGGCCUCCUUCUCGUCCUCUUCGUCUGGAAAAGCAGGCAAGGCGAAGCAACAUCACCAGGAUCCACUGUACUAUGUGUGCAGCGGCAUUGUGAGACCUCCACCUGCUCCUGGAAGCAACACCAGUACUCCAGCCUUUCCGUCGGCUGCUGCGCAGUUGGUUACAAAAGCACUUUCGCACGUGGGCCACCCAGGAAGCUUUGCUAUGCACAAGACCCUUGCUAGUGACGGGUUCUGCGAUCUCGCAGCUCAUCAUGCCACCGAUCUCCAGAAGUUGUUCCUUUGGCUGCUCCAGUACUACAACAUCUGCUCUAUUGUAAAGGCGGAGGAACAAGAAGACGAUGCGCUGGAGAUUGGAGAUCACAAUAAAGAGAACAACGAGACACGUCGGAUCAUAGAGGUAAGCGAACGCGACAGAUUGGACUUGGCAUUGGAUGAAUCUCGUCAUGAAGCGGAGCAGGGGAAAGCUAAGCAGCAGAAGAAAAGAACUGUGCGAUUGCUACUCGAGUACGAGCGACCGGUAGUUGAAUCAGAAACAGUGGCCGAACGUGUUCAGAGGGCCAGGGAUAAAGCAGCGGCAGAUGCUCGUGCCCGUGCCGAAGAGUUAGGGAAACCCAGGAGCAGCUUCAGUUUGUUGCAUGACCCAGAGAGAGCAAGACGAACGACUACAGUAAGAAAUUUGUUAGACAACACAGAAACCACCUUCGCUGAUGGGCAGGACGCUCCCACAAGGAUUUUGGAUGACGAGGGCGGCGUCCCUUUGUUUUAUUCUGGAGGCAAAGGUGGUCCAUCCUCUUCGUCUAGCCGUGGCCCCUUGAACCCAUCGGUAGACCCUAAGAGCGACGGUCCAAACCCUGAAGAUAUCGGGGACGACAAGGAACUAGGAGCACCAGGCUGCUUACUAAGCACUUGGGAGGUCCGAUUUAAGCAGAAUCCGGUGUACGAACUGUGCUUGCGAAAGCACUGGGUAAAGUUUUUGGUCCGGCACCAGUUUGCUCAAAACUGGGGUCUUCUCUGCGACCGUCUAGCGGGACGAGCGAGGAGAGACACCGUCAUGUUUUUCAGUCCUGAUUCUCCAUGUGACCCC